AUGGCGGUGGCGACCACAACCGAGACAAGAGCCACCAGCCACCAGAAACCAGCUAAAAGGGUGACAAGGGGCCUGAAUGAGGCUUUUCGCACAGCGACAUCGCUGGCCCUGGUUGUACUCCUGGCCAGCAGCUACGUCCAGGCGGAGGCCGAGAAGGCCGCCGUCGAGGAGAAGAAGGCUGAGCCCGAGGCCAAGCCCGCGGAGCCAGCGGCCAGUGAGGACACCACCAAGUCGAAGCGCGGACUGCAUCACUACGAGGACUAUCACCACCAUCACGUGCCCCACUUCCCGGUGCAUGAGGAGAAGACACUGACCGUCAUCAAGAAGGUCCCAGUGCCCGUACCCAUCGAGAAGAUCGUGCAUGUGCCGGUGGAGAAGCAUGUCCAUGUGCCCGUUAAGGUCAAAGUGCCCAAGCCGUACCCGGUCGUCAAGCACAUCCCCUAUGAGGUUAAGGAGAUUGUGAAGGUUCCGUACGAGGUGCCAGCUCCGUAUCCCGUCGAAAAGAAGGUUCACUACCCCGUGCAUGUGCACUACGAUCGCCCCGUGCCCGUGAAGGUCCAUGUGCCCGCUCCUUAUCCAGUUGAAAAGAAGGUCCAUGUGCCCGUGAAGGUCCAUGUGCCCGCACCCUACCCCGUGGAGAAGGUUGUCCACUACAACGUGGAGAAGCACGUGCAUGUCGACAAGCCCUAUCCCGUGGAGAAGGUGGUCCACUACCCCGUCAAGGUGCCCGUCGAGAAGCCAGUGCCCCACUACAUUGACAAGCCGGUUCCUCACUACGUGGACAAGCCAGUGCCCGUGCCCGUGAUCAAGAAGGUGCCGGUGCCCGUCCAUGUUCCUUAUGAUCGCCCCGUGCCCGUGCAUGUCGAGAAGCCAGUGCCCUAUGAGGUCAAGGUCCAUGUGCGCCCCUAUCCCGUCAUUAAGGAGGUGCCCGUGAAGGUGGAGAAACACGUUCCGUACCCGGUCAAGAUCCCCGUGGAGAAGCCCGUCCAUGUUCACAUCGAGAAGCACGUCCCAGAGAUCCACGAGAAGCACGUCAGCUACAAGGAGCCGGAGUUCGUCCACAAGCACAUCGAGGAGGACCACCAUCACGCCCCCAUCCAUCAUCAUCACUCGCACCCCAUUGUGGAGCAUGAGCACGAGGUGGAGCAUGAUUUUGCCUCUCAUGAUUAUCAUUCAUAUCACGGCUACUAA
Molecule: messenger RNA, 1191 nt
Organism: Drosophila serrata
Lineage: Eukaryota; Metazoa; Arthropoda; Insecta; Diptera; Drosophilidae
Gene: Vajk1
Product: chitin-binding protein vajk1
Source: RefSeq, a predicted model, not a curated record